AUGAUCCCCUUUUUCAUAACAGCAACACUGCUGACGGUCAUCUUCAUUUUUUUCCUGAUCGUGUCCCUUGUACGGCUGAAGAACCGCCAGAUAAAAAGAGAACAUCAGUUGCUUCAUGCGCUGAUCGGGGAAAAAGAACGAAGCAUGCAUGCCAUUUCAGUAGAGAUCCAUGAUAACAUCAAUCAAAUGCUUAGCCUGGCGCGGAUGACUUUAAAGAUGAUCGAUAAAUAUGCAGUACCGGAGCAGAAAAAGUACAUUGAAGAAUCCGGAAAUAUACUGGACAGUGCAAUCGGCGACCUGCGCAAUAUCAGCCAUUCCCUGAAUGCAGACUACCUCAGAAACAGGGGCCUUUAUGAAGCGCUGCAAGAGGACGUCCAUUGGCUGAACGAAACAAAAAAUAUCAGCUGCUUUCUGGAGAUUGAGGAGACACCUAAGUCCUUUGACAAGGACACCGAACUGAUGAUGAUCCGGAUAGCACAGGAAGCGAUCAACAACGUAUUGAAGCAUGCCAAUGCCCAGCAGCUCAGCAUCCAUCUGAAGUAUGGAAUUGACGAAUUUCAAAUGGCAAUCAGGGACGACGGAUCGGGAUUCAACCCGGACUUGCAAAGAGCUGGUGUCGGAUUACAAAGCAUGAAUCAAAGAAGCCGGAUUCUCAAGGGUAUUAUCAACAUAACGUCAGCCCCCGGAAGUGGCACCCUGAUCUUACUGACCAUUCAGGAUCCGGUAUAUGCCUGA
This is a messenger RNA of Ostertagia ostertagi, 735 nucleotides long. The record is from the annotation of a GenBank genome assembly. Lineage: Eukaryota; Metazoa; Nematoda; Chromadorea; Rhabditida; Trichostrongylidae.